AUGUCCAGCUCUUCUAGAUCUGUCCAUGGCGGCGGCGGCAGCCGCGACGCGCCGGCGCAGCAGACGACGUUGUCAAUCAUCUCCAAGCCAUCGGCGUCGGGUUCGUUCGCGUUCAAGAUCGAGGGCUACUCCAAAACCAGGGCGCGGAUCGGCGUGGGCAACAGCAUCACGUCCGACGUGUUCGUCGUCGGAGGCCACCGCUGGCAAGUCAAGUACUACCCAGACGGCUCGGUCUCGGGGGCCAAUGGAUGGAUAUCCAUGGCUCUGCUGCUUGUCGGCACCUAUGCUGCCAAGGUCGAGGUGAGGGCCACGUUCAGGUUGCUCCACGACGACUCCAAGCCGUCUGGCUCUGGCUCUGACCGUGACAUAAUAUACACGACCUUGCCGAAGAACUGUUCCUUGUGGGCGACGAAUUUCACGACAGAAACGGAACUGGUCAAGUCUGGCUAUCUGAAAGAUGACAGCUUCAAGUUCAUGUGCGAUAUCGCCCUCAGCAAGUUUGUUGCGGUGCCACCUUCUGACAUGCGUCACCAGUAUGGCGAACUCCUAUCAUCAGGCAAGGGUGCGGAUGUAAUGUUUGAGGUCGGCGGUGAGACCUUCUCCGCACACAGAUGCGUCCUCGCUGCCCGGUCGUCCGUGUUCAUGGCGGAGCUCUUUGGUCCCAUGAAAGAGCACACCGCAGCACGUGUGCGUAUCGACGACAUGGAUGCCAGGGUUUUUAGAGCUAUGCUGGACUUCAUCUACACCGACGAACUGCCCGAGAUAGACGACGGGUACGCCAUGGAGAUGACUCAACACUUGCUUGUAGCUGCGGACAGGUAUGACCUCGAGAGGUUAAAGUUGAUUUGUGAGAACAACUUGUGCAACUAUAUCAAUACCAAGACGGCGGCCUCUAUGUUGACACUAUGUGAGCAGCAUGCUUGUUAUGGGCUUAGAAAGGCAUGCUUCAAGUUUCUCGAAUCUGUGGCCAAUUUACAAGCAACCGUGGUGACCGAUGAAUUCAAGCAUCUCAAGAGCGUCUGUCCCGACAUCCUAGACCAGCUGGUUGACAAUCUUCAUGGAUGA
Molecule: messenger RNA, 1065 nt
Organism: Lolium rigidum
Lineage: Eukaryota; Viridiplantae; Streptophyta; Magnoliopsida; Poales; Poaceae
Product: BTB/POZ and MATH domain-containing protein 2-like
Exons: 1
Coding region: 1-1065 (354 amino acids)
Biological process (GO): protein ubiquitination
Molecular function (GO): protein binding
Source: RefSeq, a predicted model, not a curated record